CGCGGCUUUGGAAGGCGCCAGAAGGGGCGGGGGAGGAACGCGCUGCUGCAGGCACGACCGGCGCUGGAGGCGGGGCGGCGGUCAGCUGACUUGGGAGCGUCGCGCUGGGUGACGGUCGGCGGCGGCCGCCGGAGCCGUAACGGUAGCGCGAGCAGCGGCGGCACCGGCGACGGUCUGGCGGGGCGCAAGGGAGAGUCUGGGCCCGAGAGAGGCGCCAUGGCGACCACCGUCACUACUCAGCGCGGCCCGGUAUAUGUUGGUGAGCUUCCUCAAGAUUUUCUUCGCAUUACCCCAACCCAGCAGCAACAGCAAAUCCAGCUGGAUGCCCAGGCAGCUCAGCAGCUACAAUAUGGAGGACCAAUGGGUACAGUAGGCAGACUCAGCAUUACUGUAGUACAGGCAAAAUUGGCAAAAAACUAUGGAAUGACCCGCAUGGAUCCAUAUUGUCGAAUACGGCUGGGGUAUGCUGUGUAUGAAACUCCAACAGCACAUAAUGGAGCCAAGAAUCCCCGCUGGAACAAAGUUAUUCAGUGCACUGUUCCCCCGGGUGUGGACUCUUUUUAUCUAGAGAUAUUUGAUGAGCGGGCCUUUUCAAUGGAUGACCGCAUAGCUUGGACACACAUUACAAUUCCUGAGUCUCUGAAACAAGGAAAUGUGGAGGAUGAAUGGUAUAGCUUGAGUGGAAGGCAAGGUGAUGACAAGGAAGGAAUGAUUAAUCUGGUUAUGUCGUAUGCGUCUUUGCCAGCUGCCAUGAUGAUGCAGCCCCAGCCAGUAGUCCUGAUGCCCACUGUAUAUCAACAAGGAGUUGGAUAUGUGCCUAUAGCAGGGAUGCCUGCAGUCUGUAAUCCAGGCAUGGUACCUGUGGCAAUACCACCUCCUGCGGUCAACCCUCAGCACCUGUGUAAUGAAGACGACCUGAAAUCUAUUCAGGACAUGUUUCCCAACAUGGACAGGGAAGUAAUCCGCUCAGUGCUAGAAGCUCAGAGGGGGAACAAGGAUGCAGCUAUCAACUCCUUGCUUCAGAUGGCUGAAGAAUCGUAGAUCCCCACUUCCUGCAUAGUCCCCAUCCUUGAUGCCACUUAUUUUUACUUGCCAAGCCAGGGAUUUAGCUAGAGGAAUAAUUUCCCAACAGCUUUCUGUUAGUGCAUCCUGUGUGAAAGAUUAUACCCCUUUUCUCCUUGGACAUUUGGAUCUUUUUCACUUCUUUCUCAAUCUGUACAUACUCAGUUUAGCUUAUGCCCUACAAUAUAGCAUUGAAGCUCUUUACUAUUGGCUGUGCCCUGUGUGGCUGUAUUCUGAUGGGGUGGGGAGUAAUGCUGCUCAAUUUUUUUUUUUUUUCCUUUGCCCCUUGUCAUAAAUUUGUUCUCACAAAGUAACUCCAUGCAGUACAGGAUUUACUACUGUUUGUUAGAUUGAAAUGGAAAAAAAAUUCUGUGGAGGGUUUGCUCUUCAAAUAUAACUGAUUUAUUGAAGUAUUUACGUUUCAUCAAGCAGCCUGUUUCUUCCAGCAUUUAAAAGAAAGACCCUUUGCUUGUCCUAUGGUAUUUAGUUAUUGCCAUGAUAUAUUCAAUUUUCUGAUCGAACAUUUUUAAUAAGCUAAAUUUCUUAGGUUGCACUCUUGGUAUUUGUAAUGAGCAUUUUCUGUUCAAUCUAGUCAUCGGGCAGCAAAACAAUAUGGUGUGCAUUUUGGGCUUUAUCCUCCCAUAUAGUAUUGUUAUGUAUCUGUAAAAUCUUUACAGGUAACUCUUAACUUGUACAGUAGGUGUUGCUGUAGCAGAGAACAGGAUUGAGCCCUAAUGUACUCCCACAGUUAAUUGCACUCUAACUGCUAAUAGCAUUCCCAUGGCUGUUUCAAAGGAUAAGUGCAGAAGGAAAGAUUUUUAUACCUAGAUAAUUACUGAAGCUGUAAACAAUUAUUAAAGGUGGUGUUUUGCAUUAAAAAAGCAGGAAUCUAUGAUCUGGUUAUAAGGCCUAUUACACCUGUAUUUCAGCAAAAUUAUAAUUUCAUAUUAGUGGAAAACUUACUGUAUUUUUUCCUGUAAUCUGAAAUAAGUGUGAAAAGUAGCUUCAGAAUCUUUGAAUGGCAUUAUGAGUUGCUCAGUGAUUGAAGACUACAGUUGCUGUAGCCAGUUUAUCAUUAUUUGAUGCAGAUGGAAAUAAAUUCUUUGUGAGAGAAAAUUUAACAUAUCUGAGUUAUAGUCUGAUCCUUAAAGGAGAUUGGAGGUUGCUUGUAUUUAUUGUUAGUAUUAUUUUUUCAGAUAACAGUUCAUUUUGGAGGUGCAGAAUCUUACAGUAUGCACCCCUUACACCUCUUGGAUAAAUUUCUGCAGUAUCUGUUUUUGUAGAUGGUAAAGUGAUGCACUUUAAAUAGUAUGCACCAGUUUAUUUUUCCAGUGAUGUGCAAUGUUGCUGUUUUAUCUUUUUAAUGUUUGAUUUCAAAUACUUUCUAUAAUAGCCAUAGACCUUUUAUAUUUUCAAGAGUUGGAAUGAAUGUACACUUGAAAUCUAGGCUCUUGAGUGAUUCAUGAGAACAUUAAAGCCAAGUCUGGAAUAGGGAAAAGGGACCCAUAUUCUCUUCACCAUGCCUUGUUUCAUGUCCCAUGCUUAAAAUAUUUUCUUUAUCUGCUGAAAAGCUGAUUUUUCUCCCCCCAUACAAGAAGCCUUUAGGUAGUACUGGUAGUAGAGCAUGAAUAUUUAUUUUUUUAUAAUUAAAAUUGAUACUGAAACUUUUAAAAUGCAGCACCAAAAAUCAUCCCAGUUUCUGACCUUUUAAAACUGUCUUUUCGUAAUGUAUGAUUUUAAGUUUUGUUAUGAAUCCCUUUCCAUCUUAAAUUUACUGUGAAAGUGUCUUUAUACAUCCUCCAAUUGGCUUUUCGGUAAUGAGAUUCAAGGCUAUAGUUUCUGUGCUUUAGUUGUAGAGUCACCAUGGUUUUAUUUUCUAAAAUAAAAUGAGUGUUACUCAAGAAACUAGUCUUGCCCCUUCCCUACAAUCAUGGUAAAUUAUGUGAUUGAGUAGGUGUAGAGGCAUUUGGUCUUUAUAGCACAAUGAUUUGUGACCUUGUCACCCAAAAGGGUAAGUCAUGGUAAGGAUUUAAUGCUUAGAUGUCUCCAGGAAGAGUCCCUUGCUCUAACUUUUACACAGAUAGCAUGAAUUGCUAGAGAUGAAACAAUUCAGGGAAAAUGUAUAUAUUUAAAUUUUUAUAUUAAAACGUUGGGAUCCAUAAUACAGCUUUUUAUAAAAGCAAGUGGUCAUGGUUCAACUUAAUGGCUGGUAAAUUGUACUGCAUCCUAUUACAGCUCAAUUUCAAGCACAGAAUAAACACUUUUUCAAUCCUAACCACCAGAAGGGGUAAGUGCGAAUGCUAGGUUAGCCAGAUUUAUUCAUAGACUAGGCUCUGGGCCUCUGUAGGCAGCUCCUGGUCGUUGUUUGUUUUGUUCUAGGCAAAUGUUAUGCAAAACAGGGUAUGCAAAACAGAGCUGAAGAUGGGAUAUGUAGGAGUAGUGUGGCUGGUAGAUGGAUUUCAACAUGUUACACUAUACUUAAAUAUUGCUCUGGGGAUUUUUUUGGUCUUGAUUUAAUUAAACAUUAUAGCUGAAACUCUUACGUCAAGGUGUCUUUAUCUCGUUAAAAAGAAAAAAAUGCUGAUUGUAAGCCUACUCAGCUUUUCACCAUACACAUCCUCUCAGUCAAACCAUUCAUUGUCAGGUUUGUAUUGGAGAAAGGUGAAAAAAGGCAGGGAGUGUUUAGUUAUUCUAGGGUCUGUAAAAGUAAAAGUCUAGGUCUGUGGAACUGAAAGUCUGUGUCUUGAUUUAAAAUAAAUGUCACUCAUUAUGAUUGUAGCUUUUGACAAAAUGCUAAUUGGGUAAUAAUGUGUUUGAUGCUGCUCUUCUGCUCAACAACUUCAAGCAGCUUGGAGCCAAAGCCAGCUGUAUAAGACAGGCAUCUGCUAAAAGUUAGUGCUCUUAAUACUAGUCUGAGUCCUGCCAAGAGCCUAAUCUUACUAAAGGUAGGAACAUUUUUUGUCUAGCUAGAUCCUUGCUACUUUCUUCUUUACUGCUCUUUGCAUCUGCUGAUGGUACUGAAUGUUUUUUCCCUAACAAAUGUUAUUGCUUAUUUGGUUGAUAUGUAAUACCGUACAGAGGAUGUUUUUUGCUGUAAUAAUUCUGAAGACAUUGUUUCUCUGUAUCGAGGUCCAUUGUCCAAAUGUUUCUUGCACUCUAAAGUACAUUAAGUUUUUCAUUCUAAGUUAAUAAAUGUAUCAUCUAAAUGAAA
Messenger RNA from Strigops habroptila (Kakapo), 4273 nucleotides. It is a transcript of the gene TOLLIP, whose product is annotated as toll interacting protein. The record is from RefSeq and is a predicted model, not a curated record. Gene Ontology annotation, biological process: ubiquitin-dependent protein catabolic process. The transcript has 6 exons. Bases 217 to 1041 code for a protein of 274 amino acids. NCBI's taxonomy places the organism in Eukaryota, Metazoa, Chordata, Aves, Psittaciformes, Psittacidae. Gene Ontology annotation, molecular function: ubiquitin binding; ubiquitin conjugating enzyme binding. Gene Ontology annotation, cellular component: cytoplasm.